AUCUCGAGUAUGCAACCUCUUAGAUAGAUGCAAAGGGUGGCUCCGAAGCAACAUAUAACUACAGGCAAUCCGAGGCACUGUAACGGACGGAGCAACAAACGAGCACGACACAGAUGUACAUCAGCAGAAGUCACUCGCAAGAAGCAACAGAUAACCAAAAAUUCGAUGGGUACGACAACUGGGAGUACGACGGGCCGGCCCCAAAUACGGAGGCUGCAGCUCGCACUCAAGGAUACGCUCACCCAUCAUCGUCUCGUCAGCCUGAUCUCCGCCUCAUACAUCUCACCGGCUUUCAAACCAGAAGGGUGGAUGGUGCUCCUAGAAAACUCAGUACCAGUGGCACCAAGUUGAGUACCGGAUUCCCCGGAUACUCUGAACCAUUAUGGUCCAUGACCACAAACUUGUGGUAGGAGCUCGCACAGCUCAUUUACUUUUACAGAUGUAGUAAAAGGUGUAGC
Heterobasidion irregulare TC 32-1 is the source of this 458-nucleotide messenger RNA. RefSeq lists its product as uncharacterized. Lineage: Eukaryota; Fungi; Basidiomycota; Agaricomycetes; Russulales; Bondarzewiaceae. The record is from RefSeq and is a predicted model, not a curated record. The coding region runs from base 28 to 351 and encodes 107 amino acids. The transcript has a single exon.